Molecule: messenger RNA, 1647 nt
Organism: Anthostomella pinea
Lineage: Eukaryota; Fungi; Ascomycota; Sordariomycetes; Xylariales; Xylariaceae
Source: the annotation of a GenBank genome assembly
AUGGCCGUCGAGGUUGUCACAAUUGUCAACUCGUCGGGCAAGAUAAUCAGCAAUGGCAAACACCUGAUCAACAUACUUAAGGAGGCCAAGGCUUCUUACCAGGAGAAGAAGGCAGCUAUCAAAGCCGAACGAGCUGUCAAACGCAGUCAGACAUACGAUAUAUCCACCGUCCCACGCUAUGUCGACGAUGUCGUCGAAUAUGGGUCUUGCGCCUGGGAACGCCGGGCAUCGCAGGACGAGCUUGUCUCACGCUUCUCGUCCGGCACAAGCCACCGCUCCAAAUCGCACCGAAGCUCUCGGCAUCGGUCGGCCUCGCGGACUCGAGGAACCCUGACCGAGCGCAACCUCAAGACCCUUUCCGAGGUCUCUUCCACCGCCCCCUCGCGCGCCCCCGUCGCUUACCGCUCUCCGUAUGCCGAGACUGCUCCCAGAGACAUGGCAUUGAGCCGCCCGACACUUGGCUAUGCACCAACCAUGCCUAUGGCCUUCGACGACACGCCCAUGUCGACCCCCCGAUACAGUACACAUGUACACCGGUCGAGUUCAGAUCCAUCAUUGCAGGAAAAGGGCAAGGAGAUUGAUAUGGAUCUUGCAUAUGGAAACAUACCGCCAGACUUGAAAGAGCGGGUGGAUCUGGACCCUGCCUACAAGGCGGCCCAAAAAGAGCGCAGGGCGCACGACUUGAUGGGCAAGAUCGAAGGACUCCUGACAGAAGCCCACUGUCUGCACCAUACGGCGACUCACAUCAUCCAGCACCUGCAAAGCAACCCCGAAGCCGCCGCCGCCGUGGCUCUCACGCUUGCUGAGCUGUCAGCACUCCUCGGUAAGAUGUCUCCAUCCUUCCUCGGCAUCAUCAAAGGGGGGAGUCCUGCGGUAUUCGCCUUGCUCGCGAGCCCCCAGUUCCUGAUCGCGGCCGGCUUGACUGUUGGAGUGACAGUUGUCAUGUUUGGAGGAUGGAAGAUCAUCAAGCGUAUUCAGGAAGCAAAGGGCGCCGAGGCGGCCGCCAUCCUUCCGAUGGCCUUCCAAGCAUACCCUGGCCAGCCUAGCCAACCACCGUAUCCCGAAUCCGGGUUCAGCGCCGGUUUUGAUGAGGCGCUCGUAGUCGAGGAGGAACUCAGCACGAUCGAGUCCUGGCGCCGUGGCAUCGCGCCGUUCGGUGAAGACGGAAGCGCCGAUCUCGAGCUGAUCAGCCCCGAAGCUGAUCGCGCUAUGCGGAGCCAGUACGGCGCUGAUGAUGCGCGCACCGAGCGAAGUGUUCGCACGAGCCGGACACACAAGACCGCAAAGUCUUCCAAGACGACCAAAUCCCACAAGUCUCAGAAGAGCCGGAGGGCCGACGCGAUCGACGACGACGAUAUUCCCGAGCGGAAGAGCAGCAAGGGCCUUGAACAAGUCGAUAACGCGAGCGAAUCAGGAAGUCACCGGAGCCAUCGUAGUCAUCGGAGCGAAAAGACAGAACGUACCUCCAAGUCGAAGCGCACAGACAAGACCGAGCGCAAGGCGAUCGAGGAUGGUCGCAAGGAUAAAGACAACUCGUUGGAGAUGGUGAUCAGGCCGAAGAAGGACACCAUGCUCAAGUCCUUGUUUAAGAAAAAGAAGGACCAGGAUGAAAGGGGGCGGAGCGCACCACUGCUUCGAGUGAGUUAG